Conger conger (European conger) is the source of this 2286-nucleotide messenger RNA. It is a transcript of the gene poll, whose product is annotated as polymerase (DNA directed), lambda. The record is from RefSeq and is a predicted model, not a curated record. Gene Ontology annotation, biological process: double-strand break repair via nonhomologous end joining. Gene Ontology annotation, cellular component: nucleus. Gene Ontology annotation, molecular function: DNA-directed DNA polymerase activity; DNA binding. The coding region runs from base 29 to 1762 and encodes 577 amino acids. The transcript has 9 exons. Lineage: Eukaryota; Metazoa; Chordata; Actinopteri; Anguilliformes; Congridae.
CUUGAGUUCGUUAGCUAGAUAACAGCUAAUGUUGGGUGCUCCCGAAAGAGCGCCUCCUCCGCCUGAAAUGGAGCCGCAUGGUAUAAUGAAAGCGUUUCCAAAAGUGAAGAGGGCGGGUGCUAGGGUGGGGAAAGAAGUACCCCAAAAGAAAAUCAGUGUGGAUGAAACGUUAACAGGACAUUUGUUCGAUGGCAUGUUGAUGUACCUACUCCCAGCAGGCAUUGGGAAUGCCAGGUGCAGUAUUUUUCAGAGACAGAUCACCCAAAACGGGGGACAGGUUGACGGCGAGUUUGGUCCCAGUGUCACUCAUGUCAUUGUGGAUGACUCUAUGGACUCGGCACGUGCCCUGCGGCUGCUAAAGUUGGAUAGCCUGCCUGGGACAGCACAGCUGGUGAAGUGCUCCUGGCUGGGUCAGUGCAUCGCUGGGAAAAAACUGCUAAACACUACCGACCACAGGCUAAUCCUCCAUGACAGUCAUGAGGGUACUGACAGUAAGGAAGUCGAAGAAGAUGCACACAGCGGCGAUGAAUGCACAACAGCUGCCACGGAAAUUCCACCACUGUUUGAACCGACUCAAGAUGACGAACCAGAGGGGUUUACGGACGAACACAAAGAAGAGGAUGGGGUCUCCCAGAAUGAUCUGGAUGCCCUGAUCAAUGGACACCAGCCGCUGUCUCCGACCUCAGACGCAGACGCAAACUCAGACACAAACGUGAAUGUAAACACAGCGGAGAAAACGCUCCCUGGAAAGUGGGUCUGCGCCCAGUCCUCUCGGACCAAGAGCAGUAAUCACAACCAGCACAUCACAGACAAGCUGGAGGUCCUGGCCAAGGCCUACACGCACCAGGGGGACAAGUGGAGGGCGUUGAGUUAUUCCAAAGCCAUCAAUGCCCUGAAGAGUUACCAGAAGCCCAUCUCCUCAUAUGAGGAAGCUUGUAAGAUCCAAGGUAUUGGGAAACGUAUGGCAGAGAAGAUCAUCGAGAUCAUGGAAAGUGGGCACCUCCGCAAGAUUGACCACAUGGGCGAGGCUGUGCCCGUUCUGGAGCUUUUCACCAACAUCUGGGGCGCUGGGGCCAAGACCGCAAAGCUGUGGUACCAGCAGGGUUUUCGCACAUUGGAGGACAUCCAGACCAAAGCCAGUCUGAACUCCCAGCAGAAAAUUGGAUUGAAGCACUAUGAUGAUUUUCUGGAUCGGAUGUCGAGAGAGGAGGCUGCUGCCAUUGAGAAGACGGUGAGAGAAGCGGCCCAGUCGUUUAACCCAGGCCUGCUGGCCAUGGCGUGUGGGUCUUACCGCAGGGGCAAAGCCACCUGUGGAGAUGUGGAUGUCCUGAUAACCCACCCAGAUGGAAAAUCCCAUAAGGGUGUUUUUAGUAAAGUACUACACAGCCUCCGUCAAAGUGGCUUCCUGACCGAUGACCUUGUCAGUCACGAGGAGAACGGAGACCAGAAGAAGUACUUAGGCGUGUGCCGUCUGCCUGGCCCGGGGCAGCGCCACCGGAGGCUGGACAUCAUCGUUGUGCCACACGGCGAGUUCGCCUGCGCGCUCACGUACUUCACCGGAUCGGCACACUUCAACCGCUCCAUGAGGGCCCUGGCCAAAACCAAGAGGAUGAGCCUGUCGGAGCACUCCCUCAACCGGGACGUGCUGCGGCAGGGGAGCCUGAAGGUCUGCACGGGAGUCCCUCUCCCCACACCCACAGAGCGGGACGUGUUCACACACCUGGGCAUACCCUACAGGGAGCCCCAGGAACGGGACUGGUGACCGCUUCGUUGCAUGCUGGUGCUGCCUCAUUGCAGUGUAGACUUGACAUGGACAAAAAAGUGAUUGUAUUUGAAAUGUUUUUAUAUGAAUGUAAUUUUCUGCUUAUUAAUGCACAUUUUCCCUGGCCCAUAUUUUAUGUCUGGGAAGCCUCUGGAAUAUCGGUUCGCCUGGAUACAAAAGAAAUCUUGAAUUGAAAUAUGUUGAAUAGAAAUUUCCAUUAUGAACACGCCUGAAAAAGGAAGAGAAAUUAUUGUGAAUAUUUGCUAGUGAAUGAGUACUUUAAAUGAAAUACUACACUACUCACCGUGUGCUGCUUUUAGAGUCGGGGCCUGGUUCAGACUUUAAGGCAGCUUUUAGCAUGACGUCUGUCCUGUUUUUUUUUAAUGAUCAUCACACGCCAUAAGGUUGUCAUGUCUAUCUCAGAGGAUCUCUGCUAGAUGUUUUCCAAGUGCAGCUGUGUGUAUAAUAUUUAUAUUGAACACACCUUACAAAAUAAAUGUAAAAAUAAAUGCAUAAAAAAAGUU